Molecule: messenger RNA, 2617 nt
Organism: Rhagoletis zephyria (snowberry fruit fly)
Lineage: Eukaryota; Metazoa; Arthropoda; Insecta; Diptera; Tephritidae
Source: RefSeq, a predicted model, not a curated record
UUCACUCAUUGAAUGCUACUAAAGUGUACGCCAGCAAAAGCGAAUAGUCGUGCAAGCGGUUGUCGUGUUAAUUAUAUAGAAAAUAAAUGUGUUUAAAAUAUAAUUUUGUGAAAAGAAUUUGAAAGGAACUCCGAGAAAGCAUAUUUACUUGCAUAAUAGAUCAUCUGUAUAUCAACGAAUUAUAAAACAAAGUUCCAGAGAAGAGAGACUCACUUCUCGGAAUAUCCGAUAUACUUUUACUAGGACCGUUUUUUUUUGUAACUUCCUGCAUUCCAAUAAGAAAAGGUGCUAAAUAUUAUGGGAGUUACUGAUACAACUUCAGAAGAUGGUGAUUCAUGCACCAAAAUAACAUUAGAAACAUUUCGUGAAAUUUUUCGCAACAUAGAGCCGGAAGUACAAAUCGAUGCUUUUGAGGAGGAGCAAGGGUCAGGCCGCGGUGACAACUAUACAGCCACUUUAUACCGCACACAUCUUAGUGGGCAGCGAAAGAGCACAACAGACGGUAAAAAACAAAAAUGGGAAAAGAAUUUAAUCUGUAAGCGAUUGCCGGAAGAUGUUCAACGCCGUGAAGCUUAUAAGAGUGAUAAGCUGUUUAGGAAUGAGGUUUUAUUUUAUACGGAAAUAUUACCGGAAUUGUUGAGAUUUCAAUGCACAAAAACGGAAAAGGCUUUUGAAGCUACUCCUAAAUGUUUUUAUGCGCGGGGAGACCUUUUGAUAAUGGAGGACUUACGAGUACGCGGCUUUCAAAUGACUGAUCGUCAGAAGGGUCUUACCUUAGAUGAAACUCGCUUAGUAUUGAAACAGGUGGCUCAAUUCCAUGCUUUAAGCUUGGCGUAUAAGUUUGAAAAACCUGCUCAAUUUGAACGUUUGCGCGCACUUGUAACAGAGGGACUUUUCUGUUCCUCAAAUGAGAAUUGGUACAAAAAUUACUAUGAACGUUUAACAAAGGACGCCAUUAAAAUGGUUUCCGAUGUUUUACCAGAUGAAUCUAAAUAUUUGGAUGCAAUGAGGAAAUUCGCUGGUUGUUCGUCCUUCUUUUCACAAAUGGUUUAUUUAGUGAGUACAGAAUCCGCACUAUCGGCAAUUUGUCACGGUGAUUGUUGGGUCAACAAUUUCCUCUAUCGAUACGAAUGUGUCGAUGAUAUCACAGAUCAAAAAAAUGCUGUUGAGGUUUGCUUAGUGGAUUUUCAGCUGAUACGAUACAGUUCCAUUGCGUUGGAUAUAGCAAAUUUACUAUUUUGUUGCACAACCAAAGCGAUGCGUGAUGAACAUUUAAACGCCUUCAUUAAAUUAUAUACAUCCGAAGUUUUUAGUUGGUUGAAAACAUUGUGCACACACAUACCAGAAUCAUGUGACAGCGCCGACAAGUUUGCAAAAUUAUUUCGCGAGGAACUGAAAACCUAUGGACGUUUUGCGCUUGGUCUUGCUUUGGAUAUAUUACCAAUGUCAACUUGCGCAUCGGAACAUGCACCGGAUAUGUACUUAAAUAUACAUCACGACGAAAUGGAAACUGGUGCGCCAAUUUUGAAUUUUCCGCCCAACGAUCUUUGCCGACGAAAAAUGACCGAUAUAGUCAUUGACAUGGUCGAUAGGGGAAUGCUCUAAUGAGAUGAUUUUCCUGAUACAUAUUACUCUUCGAAAACUAGGCUAACAACUUUUCUGGCAGUACCUAUACGUCAAAAGUUAGAAUCCGGCAUAGCUUAGGUAGCAUAAAUGAAUGUUAACACUGCAAUUAAGUUUCCUUAAGCAUACCUACUACAAUAUAUUGAACUUAAGAAUUACUUUUAGCUGCGGUUUACAAUAUACGUAUUGUAGAAUUGAUAUAAGUAUGUAUGUAUAUGUUUACAUAAUAAUGCACACAAAGAAGAUUAUGUAUAUAUAUACAUAUAAGUACAUUGUUGUAAGCUAAGAUUAUUGGUAGUUACAUGCGUGUUAGAAUAUUGGCUCUUUGAAUAUGCGAUAAUCUCUAACUUAAAUAAUGUAUUUAGUAUACUAAAUUUAAGAACUGUUAAUGCGGUAUGACUGACUUGUUAAAUGAAGUAUUUAAAUUGUAUGUCAUUGCACACUUUCUAAUUAAAAAUUAUUUUCAUAUGUAACUAUUUUAUGUGCAUAAUAUGCAUGUAUAAACGUUUCUAAUUCAUAUUUCGAGCUGUAUUUGCGCACAUCCGAGCACAAUUAAAGACAUGUUAAGCUGCAGGUCGCGUCAGCGAUUAGCAAUGUUGCGGAAACUCUCUGACUAUACCCACGUAUUAAUUCUAUUGCCUAGAAGUAUUAGUUAACUGUAUUUGGUAUUUUUAUUUAAAUGAAAAACUUGUAAUAAAGUGUUAUACAUUUAGUUCGGUAUGAAUCGAUAUAUUACGAAGGGAUAGAAAGGCCUAUGCAUAUAUGUAUGUAUAAGCAUGAGUCUAAAAUUUAAAAACAAACACAAUUUUAUAAAUAUAAACUAUGCGGCUUAAGCGCAGAACUAACUUUUAUUAAGAGUGCUGAAAUAUACUCAAGCGUUUGACUCUUCAAAUUGACAAUAACAAUUUGUAAUUUUUAUAAAUAUUACAUAUUGGCACAUACCAAGGCAUAUCAAACAGGUAGUAACAUUAAGAGCAAAAACAACAUUUGUGUG